This is a messenger RNA of Xenopus laevis (African clawed frog), 596 nucleotides long. RefSeq names its product interleukin-17A-like (gene il17a.2.L). The transcript has 2 exons. NCBI's taxonomy places the organism in Eukaryota, Metazoa, Chordata, Amphibia, Anura, Pipidae. The record is from RefSeq and is a predicted model, not a curated record. Bases 135 to 539 code for a protein of 134 amino acids.
UUUAAUUUGGUUCAAGGGGAGGCGGGUAGGCCUAGAACAUGCUCUUUUGGAUCACAUUACUUCUUCUCAUACAUUAAAACAGGGAAAGUGUAAAUUUGAAUCGAUAUUUCUUCAUUUCUCCCCAGGUCUAUAUCAUGCUGAUAGCCUCUGCCCAUGCCCAUGUACCCCACAGAGACUGCAAGCUGCCACUUGAUGCCGAUUUCCCUCCGGUAGUGAAAGCCAGUAUGGGCAGCAGCGGGCAAAUUCGGAGCCUACGGAUUGAGAUGAGUAACCGCUCUCUGUCGCCUUGGGACUAUAUCAAUGACGAGGAUAACAACAGGUACCCCAGUAUCAUUUAUGAAGCUAAAUGCCGUCAUGCCGGCUGUCUGGACUCACAGGGUAACAUGGACCCAAGGGUAAAUUCCAUCCCCAUCAGUCAGGAAAUUCUGGUUCUGCGCCGGGAGAUGAUCGGCUGCACCCCAAGUUUCAGGCUGGAGAAGAAGAUGAUCACUGUUGGUUGUACCUGUGUGCGGCCCAUUGUCCACAAUCUUAUAGAAUGAGCCUUGAGAAAUGUUGCUGAUCAAACAUGACAUAUAUACAGUGUAGCAUUUUGUGUA